Messenger RNA from Hemibagrus wyckioides, 3806 nucleotides. RefSeq names its product RecQ helicase-like 5 (gene recql5). The transcript is spliced from 19 exons. Gene Ontology annotation, cellular component: cytoplasm; chromosome. The record is from RefSeq and is a predicted model, not a curated record. The coding region runs from base 51 to 3071 and encodes 1006 amino acids. Gene Ontology annotation, molecular function: 3'-5' DNA helicase activity; ATP binding; four-way junction helicase activity. Gene Ontology annotation, biological process: double-strand break repair via homologous recombination. NCBI's taxonomy places the organism in Eukaryota, Metazoa, Chordata, Actinopteri, Siluriformes, Bagridae.
AGUAGCUGAGUGAAGUUGGCUGGCUGUGUGAGUCUUGUAGGGAGAAAGCGAUGACUGCUGUUGAGCGAGCUUUAAAAACCCAUUUUGGGUUUGAAAAGUUCCGAUCACAGCAGCAGGAGAAUGUUGUUAAAGCUGUGAUGAAAGGUGACAGGGAUGUGUUUGUGUGCAUGCCAACCGGGGCAGGGAAGUCUCUGUGCUACCAGCUUCCUGCAGUGCUGGCCACUGGCAUCACCCUGGUCAUAUCUCCUCUGAUUGCACUCAUACAGGAUCAGAUAGAGCACCUUAAAGCGUUAAACAUACCGGCAUGUUCCAUAAACUCGAAGCUUCCGUCUGGAGAGAGGAAGCAGAUCCUGGCUGACUUGCAUAGUGAAACUCCUCAGCUCAAGCUGCUGUAUAUCACUCCAGAGAUGGUGGCUUCUCCGUCCUUCCAGCCGUGCCUGAGCUCCCUGUGCUCCCGCAGUUUGCUGGCCUGCCUGGCAGUUGAUGAAGCCCAUUGUGUGUCUCAGUGGGGUCACGAUUUCAGACCUGACUACCUGAAGCUGGGAGACCUGCGCACCCGUCUUCCCGGCGUCCCCUGUGUGGCCCUGACGGCGACGGCACCCAAGCGGGUGCAGGAGGACAUCGCACGGUCUCUGAAACUACGAUCCCCACUCACUUUUACCACUCCAGUGUUUCGGAAAAACCUGAAAUACGACGUGAUAUUUCGAGAUCUGCUGCCUGACCCUUAUGUUCAUCUGCAUGCGUUUGCUAAGGAAGCACUCGGGGGAUGCUCCACUGAGAAGGGUUGUGGGAUUGUAUACUGUCGCACAAGAGAGAGCUGUGAGGACGUCGCACACAGAUUGACUAAGCUUGGGAUUUUGGCUAGGCCCUACCAUGCAGGUCUGAAAACAGGAGAUCGCACUGAUUCCCAGGCUGAUUGGAUGGAGGGAAAAGUGCCUGUUAUUGUGGCCACUAUCAGCUUCGGGAUGGGUGUGGACAAGGCCAACGUGAGGUUCGUAGCUCACUGGAACGUGGCUAAGUCCUUGGCCAGUUAUUAUCAGGAAUCAGGACGUGCCGGCCGCGACGGACUUCCCUCUUCUUGCCGCGUCUACUACUCUCCCAAAGACAGAGACCAACUCCGAUUUCUCAUCUGUAAAGAGAUCAACCGCAAACAGGAAAAACGAGGUUCAGAGAAAGAACAGGACAAAGCACCCUUGCUGGACUUUGACGCCAUGGUUGCUUUCUGUGAACAAGAAGGAUGCAGACAUGCCACUAUAUCGAAGUUCUUCGGGGACCAGACGCCAAACUGUGCCGGUGCUUGCGACUACUGUCGUGAUCCUAAACUCGUCCGUGCUCAACUGGAGAGAGCCGCUGCCCUCAGCACGAGGACUGGGCCAGCGCAGGGCUCCGAGAGCAGGGGACCUUUUGGUUUUGACCGCGAGCUCUACGGAGGAGGGAAGAAAGGCUACGGUUUUGAGAGGUACGAUGAGGAGUGGGAGGGUGGUGCUGAGGAUGACUCUGAGAAACGAAAAAAAGAGUUUGGGGAUUUAUUCAGGAAACAGAUGAACCUACGGAAGGGAUCAAGUGGCCCAAAAGAGACAUUUACUCCACCAGAUGCUGACUGUCCGUUAAAGGAGGCGAGCAGUCAGAGAAUCCCAAGACUCACAGUGAAGGCACGAGAGCACUGUCUGACUCUUCUCCAGGCAUCUCUGACUAACCACCGAGGCACAACAGAUCAGUCAAUCAGCUCUGAUCCACUUUCCACGGCGGUGGAAAUAGAGCAUGAAGUGUUCCGAUCUUGCAAGACGGCAAACCUGUACAAGGCUGCAGUUCUCAAGAGAGUAGCAGAGCUUAAGAAGGGCAACAGUGAUACUGUAGUGCCACCUGUGGACGAGGAUGAGGAAGCAUGCAGCUCCGGUGUGAAUGAAGAGAAAAGGAUGCAAGAAGAAGCAGCCGCCUCCUCUUCUUGCUCAUCUGUACCUGAAGAUCAGCUGGGCUUUACAUCCGCGUCUCAGAUCUAUUCAAUGAAGCGAAAGCGAGUGGGUGCGGGAUUCCGCGGCUCAUCCACGCUCUUCCAGUCCGCAUCGGAAUUUCUGAAGACUUCCAAGAACGAGACUCUAACAUCAACGCCCGUGUCUGAAGUAUCUGCUCACAAUGAAGAGGAGCAGGAAGGAAAGCCUGAGACGAAGAGAAGCAAAACAUCUUCAUCUGUCUCCUCAUCCUCCAGCAGCCUCAGCAAGAUGUCAGGCAAAGCUCUGAGUAAGAAACAGCAGAAAUUAGCAGAAGCAGCCAAGAACUCGCACUAUAUCUCUCACUACUUUGGAAAAAAGGUUAUGGAUGAAACCCCCAAAAAUGGUGAGGCUACGGUGUUGGAAGCUGAGGAGGAGAUUGUGGAAACUCCACACAACCACAAUAGCAAUAACACUGAGACUCAACAUGAACGUUCAAUGGAUAUGGAUAUGGAUAUGGAAUGCACUGAAAUGAACGCAAGACCAGUGGAGAAGCAGACUCUGGAUGAUCUUCCCAUGGAUAUAAGCACUACAGAGGUAGAGACGCCCGGGACUGAGAAGGCCACUCAGGGCUUUGAGGAGAGAACAAUGCUUGAGGCUGAAGGGAAGAAGUCAAAGCGUGAUGCUGAGGCACAACCAGAAAAGCCCUGUGUGGACACAGAGUCACGCUCUCAACCCCCCACCAAACACAACCGUCCACCUGACAGCAAGCGCAGGGUGACCUUUGACCCUGUGGUGCAAGAGAGAAAGAUGGAGGCAGACAGCGAUGCCAAUCACAUGUCACUCCAGCCUGUGACUCUGAAAGAAGCAGCUGAUAUUGUUGUGAGAAUCUUGGAUCCUUUCUACAAAAAGGGCAAAUUUGCUACAAAGGACCUGUUCAAGUCAUUUGCACGCUUCCUGUCUCAUCUGCUUGUAGAAGGAAAAGCGAAAGAUCGAGUCAAAGUGAAAAUGGAGGCGAAGAGCUUAAUCAAGCGGCUCUUCAGCAGCAUCCAGCGCUGUGAAAACCAGACAGACUGGAAACACCUGCAAGAUGCAGCCAAACCCAGUGCAGCGAACAGAACUGCAGCACAGGAGGACAGAUAGAGCUUCCUGCCUUAUGCUACCCCCCACCAAAUCCCUAGAUCACCCCAACAGGUCCCAGACCACCCCCAAACCCCACCACUCUGCCCAUACAACCCCAAUACCACCCCCAACAACCUCCAGACCACCACCAAACCCCAUCUCAGAUGCUUUUGGGUAAAGCUACCCCUCUCUCAGGGACUGGUUGUGCAUAUCAGAGGCUGCUGCUUACAAGAAGGCAACAUUUUUCAGCAAAUGGCCCUCGUUUGCUUCUACUAGUGCACUUUAAUGGCAGGUGCUGAGAAUUUAUUUUUUUUAUUCAUUACUGUGAUGUAGCUUUAGCUCCUAGCUGCUACUUUAGAUGCUGCUAAGUAUGAGGGAAUUAUGGAAAUUAUGGAAUUAUUUUAACAAUGGUUAAAAUACCAAAAAAAAAAAAAAAAUUAAACAGUUUUGUUUUACGCAACUCCUAAUUUAUUUGGUUUUCUUUGCUUUAGGUAAAAUGGGUAUUGUUUAUGUUUUUUCUGUGGUCUCUCGUUAUGAAGGGAACAGACCUGAUGCCUGAUUGACUUCCAUGUAAAACACUAAAUAAAUAUGUAGUGCCAAUCAUAUGUAAUGUAGUUCCAAUGAGCUACAAUGAACUUUUCAGUGUGACUGUUAUGACUAUAUGUACAUUUGUACAAUGUGAUAUGUACAUUUACUCUCAUCAUGCACUCUCCAUACGCAUGGAGUUAUUCAAUCAGCCAGUUAUGUGGCAGCAGA